AUGGUUAUAAGUAGUGAACGCCAACCAUCUCGCUUCACUUGUCUUUCGUCUUCAAGUCUUAAGUAUCUUAUAUCCUCCUCUACCUUUCAAGCAUUCAUUUUUGCUGAGGACUGACAAAAAAUUUACAGUUCAGAAAGGAUAGCCCACAACCGUUCUUCAAGAGUCCACAAUACGGGUCAGAGUCUAUCCAUCAUUCAACAGCUUUCAGAUUAAAUUCCAAGCCCCGCUCCUUACGUUUAAGGUGCCAACUGUUCUUGAAUUUCUGACUCAUUGUCCGAAUCCAUAUUACAUUCAGAUGCUCAAUACUAUAGUCUUCACAAAGCUGAAUGCGAUCAAUCUUCCUGAAUUAAUUCGCAAUUUCCAUGCCGAUGGAACAGCUGUAUUUUCGGCUGAUCUGGCAAUGGACAAUGCUCGAUACAAUAGAAUUUUACCAGCACUUCCUUCAGCAGUCGCAAUCGAAGUACACAAUGAAGGAGAGUGUAUGUUGUGUAUUUGCUUAUAUCACCAAUUGGGUUGAACAAGUGUUUGAUGUUGUGCCAAAAGUUUGGUAUCUUUCGAAAGAGUCUAACAACAUACCCUAUUAGAUCGAUCGUUCUAUAGCGGAAGGGCUAGAUCGACUUCGAGCAGAACGUGCACAACCCUUGAAUCUUGAUGGAUAUGAUCGAUACUUUCAAUAUUACAAUGGCAAACCAUAUUGA
This is a messenger RNA of Sclerotinia trifoliorum, 698 nucleotides long. The record is from the annotation of a GenBank genome assembly. NCBI's taxonomy places the organism in Eukaryota, Fungi, Ascomycota, Leotiomycetes, Helotiales, Sclerotiniaceae.